AUGGCUUACUCCCUGGUGGUGUGCCCCGCCGCGCCUGGUAGGGUCUUAGUUCGUGGCUACGCCAAGAAGCCGGUGGUCAAGAGCAUCAAAGGCGGAAAAGGAGGUGCAGUUGCUGUGGAGCUGAAGGAUCCGGAAGUGUGCACCGACCCCGUCAAGCUCUCCACACACGCCAUGGGCGUCAACAUCUAUAAGGAAGGUCAGGACGUGGUCCUGAAACCUGACUCUGAGUACCCUGAGUGGCUAUUCCAGAUGAACAUGGGUCCGCCAAAGAAGCUGGAGGAGAUGGAGCCUGACUCCCGAGAGUAUUGGCGGCUGCUGCGCAAGCAGAACAUCUGGCGCCACAACCGCCUGAGCAAGAACAAGAAGUUAUAGCAGAAGGAGAAACCCACCCAUGGCCAGCAGCUGCCAAGACCU
This is a messenger RNA of Jaculus jaculus (lesser Egyptian jerboa), 414 nucleotides long. RefSeq names its product 39S ribosomal protein L54, mitochondrial-like. The transcript is spliced from 2 exons. The coding region runs from base 1 to 372 and encodes 123 amino acids. Gene Ontology annotation, molecular function: structural constituent of ribosome. NCBI's taxonomy places the organism in Eukaryota, Metazoa, Chordata, Mammalia, Rodentia, Dipodidae. The record is from RefSeq and is a predicted model, not a curated record. Gene Ontology annotation, cellular component: mitochondrial large ribosomal subunit.